Didymodactylos carnosus is the source of this 822-nucleotide messenger RNA. The record is from the annotation of a GenBank genome assembly. Lineage: Eukaryota; Metazoa; Rotifera; Eurotatoria; Philodinida; Philodinidae.
AUGCAAUACGGUCUAUGCGAAGAACCACCAAAUUAUGGUUGUGAUGGGGCUGGAAUGCCGAGUAAAUGUGGUUUCCGACCCGAUCACAACAUAAGUAUUUGGGCCUCGCCGAAUUUAACAUCCGGAUCAUGGUCCUACGUUGGUAAUGCUAUCGACGUAUCUGAUAGACCAGCAGUUAACGCUGCUUUGAAUGUGUCUCGAGGCGGCGGAGGCGAUUUCGAUAUCCUUGUUGAUGAUGAUGGAACAGCUUAUAUAGUCUAUUCUCAAAACUAUUAUAUGAGUAUUGAGCAACUGACAACUGAUUUUUACUAUUCGACGGGCAAUUCGUACAUGUUUCAAGAAUAUUUUGUUGAAGCACCUGUUUUUUUAAAGAAAGAUAAUAUCUACUAUGUAUUAUUUGGUUGGUGUUGUUGCUAUUGUAUGCAAGGUAGUGGUGUGCUUGUACAUACAGCCAAGAAUCCGAUGGGACCAUACACACUUCAGGCUGAAGGUGAUCUUGCUUGUGUAAUGCCCAACAGCACCAAUGAAAUGUCAAUCACGAAAAUGCAUUCGACAUUGAUUGGCGGUUUACCCACACCUAAUCAGGGCUGCGAAUUUCACAAUGGAAGUACAACAUCUAUCGUACGAUCUCAACAAAACUAUAUAAUUAAAGUUACAAAUUCAACUGAUUACACCACCUAUGUAUGGACAGGUGAUAGGUGGCAACAAGCACCCGACGGAAUAAAAGGUCAUGAACCGCAGUUUUGGGUACCUCUCAGUUUCGAUCGAAAUGGAGUGAUCGGAAAGAUGGAAUGGGUGGACGAAUUCAUAUUAGAUGUGUGA